AUGUCAUCCAGCUACUGGGAGUCUACCCAGCGGAAGUUCUGGACGUUUACGAAGCAAGACCUAGCGCUAGAGCGAAAGCGAAUGGAAGACGCAGAGAGAAAUCUCGUUAACCUGUAUCCCCUUCCGGACCGGAGACAUCUGAGCAUCUACUUCUCUCACCAACUGUCGAAGAUGGCGAGGCCUCUAGGUGUCCGGCAGCAGGCCUUGGCUACUGCACAGGUCUAUGUACGGCGUUUCUACACCAAAGUUGAGAUACGGCGGACGAACCCGGCGCUUGUGCUGGCAACAGCCUUGUACCUGGCCUGCAAGAUGGAGGAAUGUCCACAGCACAUCAGGAUGGUGCUGGCAGAAGCGCGGCACUGCUGGGAUACUUCGUUCAACGAUAUAUCUAAAAUUGGCGAGUGCGAGUUCUCGCUGAUAUCAGAGAUGAACUCGCAGCUGAUCCUCCACCACCCGUACCGCAGCCUCGCGGAACUGCAAACUCAAUUCCAACUGACACAGGAAGAGAAUGCGCUUGCAUGGUCAAUCAUUAACGACCACUAUCUCACCGACCUGCCUCUCCUGCAUGCACCGCACGUGAUUGCCAUUACGGCAAUGUUCCUAGCAGUCGUGUUGAAACCGAUCGGCUCGCAGGUUAAUGCAGUGGGGAUGAACAACGCACUUCAAACACUGGGCAACGCCCGAGGCGGGCAAGGAAUGCAGGCGCGGAUACAAAAGUUGGUGGACUGGCUUGCUGAGAGCAAUGUGGACAUUGAAGCUGUUGUCGAAUGCACGCAAGAGCUGAUUUCGCUGUAUGAAGUGUGGGAGUCGUAUACGGACAAGACGUGCAAAGAUCAGAUUGCCAAGUUUGUCAAGGCUAGAGGGCUGGACAAGUAAAGCAGGGAUUUACGGGUGUGCUCGGUCGGGUUCUAGAAGUCGAGUGUUUGGGACAGGUGCGGAUUAUGCCUUGAACGGAAACAUGGCGAGUGGAUGGAUGGAUGGAUAGAUAGAUGGUGGGGGGAGGUUUGAUGUUCCGCAGGCCAUGGCAUGGAGAGUAACACAGUGUGCACGAGUCGCGCGACACGCAACAUGGAACAUUUUGAUAGACGGGAUAGUUUCUGGUGGCUUUGUGUAUACAGCAUGGCGUCAACGGCCGAGCCU
This is a messenger RNA of Bipolaris maydis ATCC 48331, 1140 nucleotides long. Its product is annotated as cyclin-like protein. Gene Ontology annotation, cellular component: nucleus; mediator complex. Gene Ontology annotation, molecular function: cyclin-dependent protein serine/threonine kinase regulator activity. The record is from RefSeq and is a predicted model, not a curated record. Lineage: Eukaryota; Fungi; Ascomycota; Dothideomycetes; Pleosporales; Pleosporaceae. Gene Ontology annotation, biological process: positive regulation of transcription by RNA polymerase II.